Molecule: messenger RNA, 832 nt
Organism: Saccoglossus kowalevskii
Lineage: Eukaryota; Metazoa; Hemichordata; Enteropneusta; Harrimaniidae
Source: RefSeq, a predicted model, not a curated record
AAGCUAAAACCAUGAAUGUCAUCAAGAAUGUUCUUGUCAUACUGUUUGUUGUCACAGUUUGUGAAGUAUGUGCGGCUUUUAAUUGCUACGACUGUGACCUCCCUUACAUCUAUGAUGAUGAUGAUGAAGAAUGUUUAAAACCUGGUGACAGCACAGAUACCGAACAAUGUAACAGUUACUGUUCGACUGCUGUCAUGUUUUCGAAUGACGAUUUGACGUCAGUCACCCGUUCAUGCCACCCUAUUUGUAGGGAGAUUGACUACAUCCAUUCAGGAACUGGUGGAAAGAAACGUGCUGUGAAUCUGAUAAAUGCAACAGCAAAGCGUACAAUACAGCUGCUCAUGGUGUAGCUUCACUCGUUGCUAUAGUAACAGCUGUUACUGCUGCAAUACUGCUAGCUUAAGGAGCUAUAUUCACCGUCAUACGUGCCAAAGUGCACCAAUUUAAGUUUAGCUUAGUUUAGUUUCAUUUUUUUCCCCAGUCGUAUGACCUCUGACACGAUUCACAUACGCCAUGAGCUACGACAGGAAAUAACUUACACUGAUUGCGCACCGCAAAACUAAUAGUUUAGAAUUAUCUCAACUAAAUCUUUAUCGCUAGAGCGAGAUUUCAACGAAACUUGUUUCUUCCUUCGAAUAACGUUCUAUCUCCUCCGCCAUCACGUUUUCCACAGAUCUACGUAACCAUGGUAACCAUGUGUAUAGAAAACAAAAGAACACCAUUUGAAGCAACAAUCAAGUUUCUUAACUCGUCGUAUCGUCUCAAUAAAAUAUCAGUGAGCUGUUGUGUUUCAGGCAUGAUCAAAGCUCAAUAAAAAUACAUUUAGUCACAA